Xiphophorus maculatus (southern platyfish) is the source of this 7033-nucleotide messenger RNA. RefSeq names its product synaptopodin (gene synpo). Gene Ontology annotation, cellular component: nucleus; Z disc; actin cytoskeleton. Lineage: Eukaryota; Metazoa; Chordata; Actinopteri; Cyprinodontiformes; Poeciliidae. The transcript is spliced from 4 exons. Gene Ontology annotation, biological process: positive regulation of actin filament bundle assembly. The record is from RefSeq and is a predicted model, not a curated record. Gene Ontology annotation, molecular function: actin binding. The coding region runs from base 1000 to 4530 and encodes 1176 amino acids.
CCUCGCUGCCUCACACUGCCAGACCCACUGGAGUACAGGUGAGCAGCAUGACCAGAGAGCUCUGAAUCCAGGAAUUUUAUCUGUCGCUGUGAAACCGUGACUGCUGCAGACUAAAGUCACCUGCUGCCUAGCUUAUUUAUCUGAACGGGGGCAGUAAAUGAACCUGGAUGUUGCCUAAAUUAAGCACAGAGAUCAACUAGGAAUGCUAGUUUCAAUAAGCCUAAAGCAGUUUGGAUUUAUUUUCUGUACGAGUCAAAACCAAAGCUUUUAACCAAAGAGGACAUUGCCAAUGCAGUUUGGUAUUCACCAAAACAAGAAAAACAGAAAUACACUUUCCUGCCCCAUAAACUGUGUUGGCCUUUAAAGGAUGAGAAACAAACACAAAGCAGCUCUUGCUAAAUACUUUGGGAGACGGAAAACAAAACAGCCUCUGGAAUGACCUUUCCAAAGUGAAAUGUUUUUUUUCUCGCAUGCACCUUAAACAGGAGGAAGUUCCAUAUACAUAGUUUCCCCUCACGUCACCGUAGACUUAUGAUCUUCAAGAUAAAGAGCAGAUCCCUUUCUUGGAAGGGAAAGUAAUCUGUGGGCUGCAGACUGAGACACAAACAAAAAAGCAUGUUCUGCCGACCAAAAUAGAGGAGGAAAGGAAAGAGAAAAAUCUGGGAAGGGGGAAAAAACUGGGGAGUUUCAUUGCCCUCUGCUCCAGAAUUUUCGUUGCUGUUUUUCCAACGGGAAUUCUUCCAAAGGACGUUGGAGCUGACCCUCUGGGAGGUCCAAUUAGACUGAGAUAAACACUUCAUGAAGGAACAAAGUAAGAGUAAACUCUUUACGCCAAAUUUCAACUGACUGCUUGGGGAAGGAACACGGCUGUUGUAGGAGUCAUGCCUGGAAGAAGAAACCUGGAGUGCUGAAGUGCCUCUUGACAUUCUCAGUUUUUAGGUGAUUAAACACUGUUUGUGAAGAAAGGAUACAGGCGUAGGGAUCUGAUUCUGGAUAGUGAUGGAGAAAGGCCAUACAUCUAUCAGGAGAGGGGUGAGCUGGAGUCCAGGAGGAUUGAGAAAACCUAUCGAGUCAAAGCAAGAAAUGCAGCCCACUGAGACCGACUACAACGCAUCCUGGGAGAAGACGGGAUUUAGCAAGCAGCAUAUAAGCCGCAAAACAAAUCUGAGCAGGAGCGCCAGUUUAUCGGAGAAAGAGCUGAAGGAGGCACGGCUGAAGAGUCACAUCAUUGCUGCUCAGCUCACCAUCCCCUCCAACUCCGGCUCCAGCUCCAGGGGUGUGCAGCUCUUUAAUCGGCGCAAGCAGAGAGUGAACGCCUUCACACUCGAAAGCUGCGGACAAGGGUCAGAGGUGGACAAAACUGAGAAUGUGAAAAGUGAUUCCUUGUCCAACAAGCAAACCUGGGCAGAGAGAAGCUGUGAGGAUAAGGACACAGACCUGAACUUAAAUAAUAAUAAGUUACACUUUUUGCCACCUGCAAGCAACCCUUCAACUGGUGGCAUAAUGGAUGAAGAAAAUAAGAAUUUUAUCAAAGAUGAAGACACGGAGAACUAUGAUAUCCAGGAAAGACAUUUCCUCCCAGUCAAAGAAGAGCCGGAAGAAGAGGACGACAUAAAGGAUAAAAUUCAUGAGGUUCUAGAGGACGAUGCUAGACACCAAACUCCUCUGGGAAGUAAUGACUCUCAUCCAGCUGUGAUGGCACAUGUUGAAAGGAAGACAGAAACAAAUGAGGGCCACCCAGCAGUUGUUCCCUCUGAAAAGCUCCUUAAUGGCUGUCACAGCACCUCUGGUUCAGAGAGGAUUUCCUUAGUCUCACCCUCCAAGCAGACGCCAGCCUUCCUCAACAGAACGGCUCGACCUUUCUUCUCACCACCAACUGUCCUCUCUCCAGAUUCAGUCAGUCCUGCUACAGACAUCCCACCUCCCCCGUCUUAUGCCACUCCUCCUCUCCCUUCUUCCACUCAACCUGUCACAUUCUCUCCUCCACCUCCACCACCAUCAUACCCAACACCUCCUCUGCCGGCCUUCACAAACCAACCUCCACAGACGUUCUACUCUGGUCCACUUCCAAUGUCUCCUCCCAUGUCAUCUCCAUGCCUUUCGCCAUCCAACUUUCCUGUUUCCCAGCACCCACCUGCACCCCACUGUGGCCCUCUGACAGCUCCAAAGCCUUCCAUCUUUGUUCCACAGUCCACUGGAGAAAGGAAGCUGAUAACACCAAUCAAAACAGGAAUACUAGAAGAAGGCGCAGCCAGGAGGGCAAACAAGAAGUCAAUGUUUACAUUUAAAGAGAAGCCAGUGGUUGCUCCAAACCCUGAGCUGCUCUCUCUGGUGCAAGGAGCGGAUGAAAGAAAGAAACAUGGACAUAGAUCUGUCCCUGAACCAGCACCUGAAGAGGAGUUACUGGCUUUGGGAGCAGAAGCUUCCAACUUCCUUGCGAAAGCAGAGGAAAAGACAACGGGAGCAAGAGCCCCAGAGUGGGCAUCCUGUCUCAAAAGCUCAAAGACCAGACCAAGGCUAGACCAUCGUCCAGAGCAGAGCCUCACAAAUGUGUCAGGCAAGGGGGCUGAAUUGUUUGCCAAGCGUCAAUCAAGGAUGGAGAAAUAUGUUGUUGAGAAUCAGAAUCCAGGACAAAUUAGGUCUCCCUCCCCCACAAUGUCGUUACCACCAUCCUGGGUUUACCCAUCGAACAUGCCAGGAAGGGUCAAAGCCAUUGCCAAGAACUCCGAAGUGAGCGCACAGAUUUCGCAAAAUCUAAAGGCCCAGCAAGCCGUCAAGCAAAAACCAAAACCAAAAGUUGCAGUACCAGAGCCAGUUCCAGAACCACCAACCACUUUAGAAAAUGGUUGCUCCAAGAUAGAGAUGGACCUUGCAAGACACCGUCCCUAUCAGCUCAACUCUUCCCUCUUUGUCUUCAACCCAGUCAAGGACCCAAUAAGCACAUUACCCAGAGGAGCACCACAAGCCAAGAACCUACUCAGCAGCCAAAGUUUUUCUAGACACACUUCUCUACCUAACACUUCACCAUCUUAUUAUGGUAGUAUGUCACCUCAGUUGCCUCUCACCUCCCCAAGAGGAUCAGAAUACCCAGCAAAUCCAGCUUCCCCACAUGCGAGGAUCACUUCUUUGAUGUCUCCUUUUUCUCCAGAACGAGUUUCCUCCCCUCGGUCUGGAGUUCAGGCACCAAAGCCAACGUUUUCUGCCAAGAAGGCAGGAAUUACACCACAGGAAUCAGAGGAGUCAUCCCCUGUUGAAAUUACUGGUGAAACAUCCAGGGCAACCAGUACACCUAGCCUAACCAGACGUUUCAGCAGCCCAGCAAACCAAGCAACUAGAAAAUGGAUCUCCAGCUCUCAAACAAGCCAGUCACCAACCACCACCAGUGGAUCUAUCUGUUCUGUCAAGUCUCCUGUCAAUUUGUCCAGUAAUGCAAGAUCCCAAUCUUUUAUGUCGAGUCAGAAUAGCCAAUUUUCCUCUGUUAAUUCCACUUCUGCAUCCAGGCCCUCCCAAGCAGCUACAGUCACUUCUCCAUGCUCUCCACCUUGGGGUUCCAGAUGUCAGUCCCCAGCUGUCAGUCAGUCCUCCACUACUACCUCCAUUCCUUUUUCCAAACCCUCUGAAAACGCUAAAACCCAUUAUCCUAUUUCUCCUCCUUGGGGUUCAAGAUGUCAGUCCCCAUCUGUGAGCAAUAAUAACAAGACCUCCUCUGCUUCGGCUUUCUCCAUGUCCAGACCCUCCAUCACAUCUGUCGCCACAUCUACAAUCUCCCCUCCCUGGGGAUCAAGGUGCCAAUCCCCAGCAGUGAGUCAGAAUACCCAAUCUUCCACCUUUUCCCCUGGUCCUACAUGCAGACCUUCUCAAACUCCUCCUUGGGGAUCAAGAUGCCAGUCACCUUCCGUAAGCCAGAAUAAUCAAUCCUCCGCUGUCUCUGUUUCCCCAUCCAGACCUCUGCAAAUAUUUACAGCCACAUCUCCUGUUUGCCCUCCAUGGAGCCCCCGCUCCCAAUCACCUGCACUGUUUCAAAGCAGCUCAUCCUUUCAAUCCACUAAUCCCCUGCACACAACAGCCACUGCCUCCUCUCCACGACAACAAAAAGACAAUCGCUGCACGUCCCAGAUUGUUAACAACCUAGACUCAAAAGCAAAUCACCGUCUCCUUGCAAAGAAUAUUAUAAAUGCAGCCAAACGUAAAAACAGCCCCUCCCCUGGAGCACUGAGCAGUCACGGCCUCCCCAUUUCACCUGUGGGAAACUUUCAAAACGACUGGCAAAAACCACCAAUUAGCCCCUUCCAGCAGAGGUCCUUGGGUGCACAGUCUCCCACCUUCACCAGCCCUCCUGUCACCCCAACUCAGAGAAUCUGCUCACCUGUAAGGCUCUACAACACCCGUUCUCUGACCGACUCAGAUGCCUCUGUUGAGUCCGAGGACUCUGGGCUCAGGUCGCCUGGCCUACACUCCUACAACACCUGCCCCCGUGGCUGGGGCGGCAGCCUGCGGGUCAAAAGAAGUACUGUCUCCACUGACCUGUGAGAUUGUUAAACUACUGGAUGUUCAAUUAAAACAGAAUUUCAGCAUUCAUAGGCCCUUGUUUGGCCUUGGAAGAUAAUUUGAGUUUUGGACUGAGUUGCUUAAAUUUCAGUGAAGCUAAUUGUUGGACCUAAAUCAUAGUAAAUGUUAUAUUAAAAUAGUUUUAGGUUUCUACGGGGCUCACAUUCCUUGUAUGCACUGACAAGAACAAGUUUUUUAUGAAACACAGUUGCUGUGGCUUGUACGCUUCUGACAUACCAAAAACUGCUCAAAAAAUAAUCAAAGGUUAUAGCCUCUAUUAUACUUUUAAAACAAACACACCUUCACAGUCAUUACAACAUUAAUUAUACCAACUGGUCUGAUAAAAGUCAUAACAAGAGACUUCAGGCAUAAAACAGGCACAUCAAAUUAGUAAUAACAUUUAGCUUAAUGGGCAUUUUGCUGCUUUAGUUAAAGCAUUAUUGAUGUUUUGUAAUAGUACACUGCAUGCAAUGAUCACAUUUUACAGUUGCAUUUGAUUUCUUCUGCACUGGGUGUUAUCUUCAGGUCCCUUCAUCAUUUUCAUUUUUUUUUACCAUGUUUCAAUCACAAACCCUAAUGUGUUUUAGUGUAAUUUUAUAACUUUAAAUGAUUCAUGGUGGUUUUCAAAUUGAAACAAAAACUAAAAAAAAAACUAAAAAACAUGCAUUUAUAUUUAAGACCCCAUGUGAUUUUCUAGAAUCACAUUUUACUGCAACUAUAUUUGCAUGACUUUUGGAGAAUGUUGUUUCUGUCUGGAGUCGAUAAACGUUGCUUCUUCUUUGCAUAAAGGCUCAAGCUCAGUUAAGUUGGAUUUAGGAUUUCUGUGGAUUUCUGUGGGCAGCAAAUUUUCAGUCACAUUUUCUCAGUUGGCUAUGGAUCUGGACUUUGACUGGACUAUGAACAUCUUUAGGUCUAAAGUUUAGAGCUACAAUAGCUCUAAACUUUGUAGCUAUUGUACCAGAGUCACAACCUUGUAACUCUGGUUGUGUUUAUUGAUGUCCUGCUGGCAGGUGAAUUUCCCUAUUCUGAAGUCUUUUGUUGCCUUUAAAUGGUUUUCUUCUCAUAUGGCCCAUAUUAAGCUUUAUGCAACUUUGUAGGAACUCAGACAAGAUAUCAUUUUUGCUUAGGAAAAUCAUCCCCACAGGAUAAUGUUGCCAGCACUACGUUUCACCAUGGUGAGUAUUUGCUUAGGUUAAUGUGCAGGAUUAAUCUUCUGGAACACAUAGGACCUUCCAUGAAGGCAUAACAAUUUAAUUGUCUUUACACGUUAAUGUUUGUGGUUGUAGUGUGACAAAAGGUGAGAUCUACAAAGGCCAAUGACUUGUUUAACAAGUUACUUUGAGUUUCUAAAACUUUCUUUCAUGAUGUCCACAUUGUCAUUCUUGGUUAAUUGACUAAACUACAUUCUAACUUUACAUGAAAUCCAAUGGACAAUUUAUACAGCACGAUAACCAGCUGACAUGUAUAUAAGUUCUAUUAAAUACUGAAAUAAGUGAAUGUAUGCUUCAUAGAAAGAAGUACAGAAGAGUGGAGUGUAUUGAAAAGAAAAGACGUGGAAGUAAAGUCUAAUCGAGUAUGGUGAAAUGCUUUAAAAACUUUCUCAGAAUAUUUUCUUCAUGUUUCCUUUGCUAUCACCAAUACUUAUUGCUCUUUAGUCCAUAUUAGUAGGAUCUUUGAUGUGGAACAGAUUAAAAUAUUUGAGUCUGUUUGAAAAAGGUUUAGAGGUUAAAGUGUAUGUCAGACAAGUGGAGAAGGAGAAACAUGAUUAAAAUCUAUGGUGAAAAGGACAGAAGCAUGUUUGAAACUGAGUUAUGGUGAAAGCGAGAUCGGAAGAAUGAAUUAUAUUUCAGCUGUAUAUGAUAGUCUCAUGUACAUUUUUAGUAACUUGUAAAGUUUCUUUUUAUACUUGAAUGCACUUGUGAUCAUUUCAUUGUACAGGCAAAAUUGUCAUUAAAAGCUUGAGUUGCUAAAACAAAAGGCAAAUAAAUGUCUUACUAUAAAACUUCAACCAGUCCUGGACAAUGCUGCAUGUUAGGAUGAAGCUGGCAAUUAGUUGCGAAUGUAAGUGCUCCUAGAGUUAUGCUUCUGCUUCAGGAAGUGUAACCCUUUCCACCUUGCCUGGUCCUGCAACAGAACAACAGAUUACUUUUUCGUUCGCUGACUCACAGGCUGAAAGGAUCAGCACAUUGCUAAAUAUUUACUCUGUGUAUCUUUUGAGUGACAGGAACUUCUGCUCCUUGGUGUCCUUGCUCCUUCAGCAGGAUUGAGCCUAUCACUGUCAUGGAUAGAUUUCAGCCGAGGUCACCUCUGGGCAGCCUGCACACAUCCUCGAACAGAUACCAAGAAAACACAUCAUGACCUGUUUAAGUUUGCUUAUAGGUUUUAUGGAUACCUGACUGUGUCACUGCAUUUCCUGAAUUCAACUCGUUUUUAUAUCAUAACACAAUUAAUAAACUGAUGCACAAUAAAACAUCUGUUGAAAAUG